Molecule: messenger RNA, 1380 nt
Organism: Glycine soja
Lineage: Eukaryota; Viridiplantae; Streptophyta; Magnoliopsida; Fabales; Fabaceae
Exons: 3
Coding region: 1-1320 (439 amino acids)
Biological process (GO): transport
Cellular component (GO): Golgi apparatus; membrane
Source: RefSeq, a predicted model, not a curated record
AUGGAAAUUAUAUUUUAUUUGUUAGAUGAUAGUUUUAUAAAAACCAUCUUAAAAUAUUUUUCAUUUUUAAUUAGGCGCGCCUGUUCCACUUCCCCGUCACUCAACCCUACACACACAAAGUGCCCUUUCGAAACCCUAAAAUUCCUCCUCACACUCCUCGACUUCCCUUCCACCACCUUCGCAUCCAUCCACAUCUAUGAUCAUGAACCUUUCAGAGAACUUGGCAAUUCCUACCUCCUCGCCGGCGGCAGCGAAGGCAUCGUCGCUUCCCAAGCCAAUUCCAUCCACGACGAUGGUCGUUCCUACAUCCGAUUCGAGAAUAUAACCUUCAGGAGAACCAAAGCUUCAACUAAGGCACGCGGUUCGGUGUCAUUACACAUCAUAAUUUUUGAGGCUGUUGAUCGUAAUGAUAUAGGUGGUUCUGCUUAUGGUGGACAACGGGAAAUUUGUUGCAGUUCUGAUUUAGCUAAGAUGAGAGUUUGUAAGCAAUGGGAGAUUAUUAGGAGACCUUUUGCAACAAACAUUAAUUGGGCAGUCAUUUUGGAUGUACAAUUCAAAGGCAGAUCUAAAACUGCAAGUCUAAAUUCUCAGAAAGUUUCUAUCACAAAGACUGGAAUGUAUAAUUUGUUUUUUGUAGCUUGUGAACCCAAGCUCAAGGGCAUAGUAAUGAGUGGGAAGACAGCAUGGAAAAACCCUUAUGGGUAUUUACCUAGUAGGAUGGCCCCACUAAUGAGUGGGAAGACAGCAUGGAAAAACCCUUAUGUUUGCCUUAACAUCAUUUGGUUUUUUCAAUAUGUGAGAUUUUGGGAUGAUGUACUGCAACUUCAGCACUGUAUCAUAACUGUCAUUGCUCUUGGAUUGUUUGAGAUGAUUCUCUGGUAUUUUGAGUAUGUGAAUUUCAACAAUACUGGAAUGAGACCUAUUGUGCUCACAACAUGGGUUGUCACUGUUGGGGCUAUAAAAAAAUCAAUAUCACGACUUCUUAUUCUCUCUGUUUCAAUGGGUUAUGGUGUUGUGCGACCCACUUUGGGUGGUCUUACAUCAAAGGUUCUUUUACUUGGAAUAACUUACUUUCUAGCAUCCGAGUUACUGAAUAUUACUGAAUAUGUGGGGACCAUCAAUGAUGUGUCAGGAAGGGCAAGACUCCUAGUUCUUCCUGAUGCUUUCUUAAAUGCAUUUUUGAUAUUAUGGAUUUUUACAUCUCUUUCAAGAACACUGGAGCAGUUACAAGUAUCUUUUCCUCAAAUUCCUAUUAUUUUCCAGCAGCUAUAUUUUCCCUAUUUUGAAUCUCUUACUAUCUUGUUUUCUCAAUAUGUUUGAUUUUGUGUGUGAUUUUCUCAAUAUGCUUUCUUAAAUGCUUAGCAAUUCUCAAUAUGUUAA